AUGAUUCAGUAUCUAAUUCCUCUAAUCUUCAGCACAGUAGCUGCUAUACCACCCAUAUGCCCUGAAAUAGCACCAUCUGAAUGUGGACCUGAAAGCAUGACGUGCCCUAGUGGUAUGGAUUCUAAUGGAUGCAUGAGGCCUGAUAUGUGCAUGCCUUCAAAGGGACCUCUUGAUUUUCAUGGAAAUCAGUGCCCAGCACUCUGCCCUGCCAACUGUGAGCCUGAUAUGCUAUGGUGCUAUGGUGGUAUGUAUGGGAAUGGAUGCUUGAUGCCAGAUAGGUGCAUGUCAAUGAUGGUACCCUUUGGUCUUGAUGGAUAUGAGUGCCCAGCAUUCUGUCCUGCCACCUGUGGACCUGAGAGCAUGAUAUGCCCUAGCGGUAUGGAUUCAAAUGGAUGUAUGAUGCCGGAUAUGUGUAUGCCAAUGAUGGGACCCAUUGGUCUUGAUGGAAAUGAGUGCCCAGCAUUCUGUCCUGCCACUUGUGGACCUGAAAGCAUGAUAUGCCCUGGAGGUAUGGAUUCUAAUGGAUGUAUGAUGCCGGAUAUGUGUAUGCCAAUGAUGGGACCCAUUGGUCUUGAUGGAAAUGAGUGCCCAGCAUUCUGUCCUGCCACUUGUGGACCUGAAAGCAUGAUAUGCCCUGGAGGUAUGGAUUCUAAUGGAUGUAUGAUGCCGGAUAUGUGUAUGCCAAUGAUGGGACCCAUUGGUCUUGAUGGAAAUGAGUGCCCAGCAUUCUGUCCUGCCACUUGUGGACCUGAAAGCAUGAUAUGCCCUGGAGGUAUGGAUUCUAAUGGAUGUAUGAUGCCGGAUAUGUGUAUGCCAAUGAUGGGACCCAUUGGUCUUGAUGGAAAUGAGUGCCCAGCAUUCUGUCCUGCCACUUGUGGACCUGAAAGCAUGAUAUGCCCUGGAGGUAUGGAUUCUAAUGGAUGUAUGAUGCCGGAUAUGUGUAUGCCAAUGAUGGGACCCAUUGGUCUUGAUGGAAAUGAGUGCCCAGCAUUCUGUCCUGCCACUUGUGGACCUGAAAGCAUGAUAUGCCCUGGAGGUAUGGAUUCUAAUGGAUGUAUGAUGCCGGAUAUGUGUAUGCCAAUGAUGGGACCCAUUGGUCUUGAUGGAAAUGAGUGCCCAGCAUUUUGCCCUGCCAAUUGUGGACCUGAAAACAUGAUAUGCCCGGGCGGUAUGGAUUCUAAUGGAUGUAUGAUGCCGGAUAUGUGUAUGCCAAUGAUGGGACCUGUUGGUCUUGAUGGAAAUGAGUGCCCAGCACUUUGCCCUGCCACUUGUGGACCUGACAGCAUGAUAUGCCCUGGUGGUAUGGACAUGAAUGGAUGCAAGAUGCCUGAUAUGUGCAUACCUUCAAAAGGACCUCUUGAUCUUCAUGGAAAUCAGUGCCCAGCAUUCUGCCCUGCCACCUGUGAACCUGAAAGCAUGAUAUGCUCUGGUGGUAUGUAUGCGAAUGGAUGCAUGAUGCCAGAUAGGUGCAUGUCUGCAAUGGGACCACUUGAUCUUAAUGGAAAUGAGUGCCCAUCAUUUUGCCCUGUCACUUGUGGACCUGAAAGCAUGAUAUGCCCUGGCAGUAUGGAUUCUAAUGGAUGCAUUUUGCCAGAUAUGUGUAUGCCAAUGAUGGGACCCCCUGGUCUUGAUGGAAAUGAAUGCCCAGCAUUCUGUACUGCCACCUGUGGACCUGAAAGCAUGAUAUGCCCUGGAGGUUUGGACAGUAAUGGAUGUAUGUUUCCUGAUAUGUUCAUGCCUGCAAUGGGACCACUUGAUCUUAAUGGAAAUGAGUGCCCAUCAUUUUGCCCUGUCACUUGUGGACCUGAAAGCAUGAUAUGCCCUGGCGGUAUGGAUUCUAAUGGAUGCAUGAUGCCUGAUAUGUGUAUGCCAAUGAUGGGACCCUUUGGUCUUGAUGGAAAUGAUUGCCCAGCAUACUGUCCUAUCAUGAACUGUGGACCUGAAAGCAUGAUGUGUCCUGGCGGUAUGGAUUCUAAUGGAUGCUGGAUGCCAGACAUGUGUUUUCCAAUGGGAAUGGAAUGUCCAGUAAUGUAA
Messenger RNA from Eurytemora carolleeae, 2034 nucleotides. RefSeq names its product multiple epidermal growth factor-like domains protein 11. The transcript has a single exon. NCBI's taxonomy places the organism in Eukaryota, Metazoa, Arthropoda, Copepoda, Calanoida, Temoridae. Bases 1 to 2034 code for a protein of 677 amino acids. The record is from RefSeq and is a predicted model, not a curated record.